AUGAUCAAGCAGCAGCAAGCUCUGGCACAAGCAAGCUCAAUCGGCACCAGCUCUGCCCGAAGAAUCAUUGCCAUUCCCGCCACAAACGCAGACCUGGGAUCUGCAUUUCUCAGAGCCUACCCCCUAGCCUUGCAGAGCUCAAACAUCUCGAAGCCUGAGUUUCUCGACUUUCUCGACCACCUCAACCGGGCGAUUGUCGCGAGCCCCGGGCUGCGCGUCCUCGGGGCCGCUUCUGACAUUGUCGGGUUCGUGCCUGAACCAACGGCCCAGAUCGUUUCCGCGGCUGCUGGCGUGGGUGCCAUGGUGGGAACGUACGCCAUGUCCAAGAUCCGCUCAGAGGCCGUCAUCCGACAGGCGAACAGGGACGUGUUCUUUCCGAGGGGCUUGGAGGUGCAGAUUGUCAAGCUCAAGACCGUUGCCAAACUCAGUAACAUGCCCAUUUUGAACGAAAAGGGGGAUAUUGACAAGAAGUCGCCUAUUCUGGAGUCCCUGCAAACCCUUGCAGAGGCCAACGAGCUGCAGACUAUCAGUGCGCAGCAGCGUCGUCUGAGGGCUCUUGAGGCGUGGAUCUCGCCGCUUGAGAUUGAUGAACUGCCCCCGGUUGCCAACCCGUCGAAUGUUAUAAGCAAGGUGGAUGUCUUUGUCAGCGAGGCAGAGCGCAAGUCUGCAGAGAAGUCUAUGCUCAAGAAGAGGAUCAAGGCAAAUGAGAAGCACGAUCGAAAGAGUCAGAAAGCUCUCGAGAAGUAUGAGAAAUCCAUGCAAAAGUCUGACAAAAAAGAGAAGGGUCUCGAUGGCAACGGCCGUCACGCAAGCAGAGAUCUCGAGCGGGCGCAAGAGCGCCGCCAAAAGGCAACAGAAAAGUAUGAGAAGGAGAUGGACAAGGCGGGGAAGAAGUACCAGAAGAAGGAUAAAGAGGAGAGGAGCAUUAGGAGGAUUGCCUUUCUCGUGGUUGUGCCCAAGGUCAGAGAAUACUGA
Messenger RNA from Trichoderma citrinoviride, 975 nucleotides. RefSeq lists its product as hypothetical. The record is from RefSeq and is a predicted model, not a curated record. The transcript has a single exon. The coding region runs from base 1 to 975 and encodes 324 amino acids. Lineage: Eukaryota; Fungi; Ascomycota; Sordariomycetes; Hypocreales; Hypocreaceae.